UUCUGACGUCAGAAGUGGGUCGCGCAUCUUCUUCCGCCCCUAAUAUAUAAGCAACAAUAUAGUGUUAAUUGUGUUUCAGUCACAGAUGAACUUCGGACAUUAAUACUGUCCAGGUAAAUUGCUUCAGAAUUAGAUCAACGCCAGUGCUAGCAGAAAAAGUGUGUUCCUUGAUAUUGAAUCGCGUUUACGAUAAAGUGUCUAGCUGAAAUAGCGACUGCUAGUUUAAAGUUGCAUGAAGCUAAAGUUGCUAACUGGAACAACGAUGGCUAGAACGCUGCAACUUGACACGUUUGAGUUGGUCAAUUUAGUAGCUAACUAGAUAGUUUUCCCCUUCUCUGCAAGAAGGUCGAAUUGGCUAGCGAGUUGUCGCUUGAUGUUGAACACUUCUGCCCAUGAGCCAAGCCCUAGUUAGCUAGCUAAAUUAGCUUGUGCAUGCUAACUAGUAUUUAGCUAACUCCAGCGCAGUGUGCCGUUGAGCUAUUUCAUGCACACAUUUGGUUGACUAUGUCACAAUGUGCAUUUUGUUUUUCUGGGCAAUGUGAACGGUACCGUCAAUCAAUUUGAGAAAUGCAUCAUAAAUUAAACUAGGUAAUGUGGUGCUAGCGUCACAGCAACUCGUUGUGGUCGAGCGAGGUAUCAAACGUUAGUGCGGUGCGUCUGCUAUAGUUAGUUUAUUCGAGGCUUAGCUAGUGUCUAUACAUUCCAAAAUAGUAAAUUGUUCUGUUAUUGUUCCUUUGGACACGCAUCGAACUGUUGCUUGCUCGCUUCAAAACAUACGCUACACUCUUGAUGAAUCCUGGACAGCAGGUGAAGAGAGAUUCCACUGGAAAAUCAGAGGGCUCUAAAAAGACUGACUUCAUUUGGUCCUCAACAUGGGGGUUGUAAUAUCCCGGUUUAGGACUAAGCCAUCAACUGUAGAGGUUUUGGAAGGAAUUGAUAAGGAUAUCCAGGCUUGUGAGGAAUGUCAAGAACUGUAUCAAAAACAGUUGAAGUUAUGGGUGUGGAGACUGCUUCAGUACUCAUCUCUUCUUUACCUGAUGGCUAGCAUAAUUGUGUAUCUUUGGUACCUCCCCGAACAGAUGAUUGGAAAGGUCAUAUUGGUCCUUCCUUUUGUAGUAUUUCCACUAUUUGUAUGGCUCCUUCGAAAGGGGCUGCUCACUCUUUUUAAAAGAAGAACAGAAAAAAACAAUGAGAAAUUGGAGGACCUCAAAUCACAAAAAAGAAAAAUGCUUCUAGAGGUGAUGGAGACUGAAACAUAUAAAACCGCAAAAAUUAUUCUGGAGAGAUUUGAUCCUGAUUCAAAGACAAAGGUGCCAGAAUCCAUUCCAAGUGGAACACCUAUGACUCCAAAACCUGGCCAAGAACUCCGUCAGCGGUAUGUCACUCCUCGUCCCCCGGUGGCGGUGACUCCUGCUGCAGCACGUCCUCUUCUGGCACCAGGGGCCACCCAUGCAGGACCGCCCCUCCACUCGGCUCCUGGAGGACCCCCAGAGAGAAUCCUGUCUGCUGAGGCUGCUCAGCAGAGCUUGAUGAAGAGGCCCAUGACCCCUGGCACACCUGUUCCAGGAGUGGGAAUGCACCCUCCAGGCCCACCCUUGGCCAGACCUGUUCUCCCCCGGGAUAGAGGCACCAUGGACAGGGUCAUUGAGUACUUUGUUGGCGAUGGCCCUCAGAAUAGAUAUGCCCUCAUAUGCCAGCAGUGUCUCACCCAUAACGGCAUGGCAUUAAAAGAGGAAUUUGAAUAUGUUGCCUUCAGAUGUGCAUAUUGUUAUGUCCUGAAUCCUGCGAGGAAGACCAGACCCCAAGCCCCCCGACUCUCUGAGGUCACUGCUGAGGCAAAGACGCCCUCACACGCACCCAUACCAACAUCACCAACACCUGUAGAACCAGCACCCGUAGAGCCAGCACCUGCCCCUGAAGCUGAUGAGAGCCCCGCUACUGCAGUUACCGAGAAGCAGCCUACUCCCCCAGCUGAAGAGAUCCAGGAGUUGGCGACUCUGGCCACAGAUACUGCCCCAGAAACAGAAGUGCCAGGAACUUCACAAUCUCUGCAACUCACCCCAGUGAAGUCAGACGGGGAGCUGGAUGUAUCAGACAUGGAGGUUGAAUAGAAUGUCAUUUCAACACAUUAAUUUAUGCUAGAGCUAUAUUCUACUUUUUUUCAGGGGGGGGGGGGGGUUCUUUCUGUUUUUAAAGUCAACUUAAUAAUGGUUAGAUUAAUGCUGCGAGGUAGAAUAACAGGCAACGGUUUUGGUAUUAACUUAAAGGUAUUUUCUUGUCAGUUGUCAUGGUACCAAUAUGAAUUUAAUGAUUGGAAUAAAAGUGAACAGCCAACACUUGAGCUUUUACGUCAUGUCCACGGUACUUUCAUGAACUGUACUUUCACUUCUAUACAUUGCGCAACAGCACACUUAGUUCAGCUAGCUAAGCGUCUAGCGUUGAUGCACUUAGUGUGUUCUACAUAAGCGGAUAAGCAAUUUCCCACAUUACUAUUGUAUUUGUGACUUGUCUCUAUCCAUGUUGUCUACAGACAUGCAAGAUGAUGACAAUAACGAGCCAAAAUCUAGCUAAGCAGUUUGUUUCUGCACAUAUGUAGAAUGAGGGUUUCUUUCUUUUUUAAUUUAAGUCAUUUGCAACAAUGUUUUAGUAGUUUGUCUUUUGACUGAAUGUCUUACCAUGUUUUAUAGAAGUGCAAAAAAUGUCCUGUCUGGUGUGAUAUGAAAUAUUUUUAGGGGGCAGAUAUUUAUAGAUACUAUGGUAUACGUUAGUGCCUUUUUAACAGUAUUGACUAGGUUUUGGGUAGUCCUAGUACAAUGGGACUAACCACAUGUUUACACAGUAAUAGUACAGUCAUAGUAGUACUUAUUUAUUGCUUAAGAGGAGAAAUGAAGCUGUAUUUGCUGUCCUCUGCACCUGAGUGCCUUGAUGCGUUUUAUGUUUCCACUUUGAAAUGAAUAAAGACUCGAGUUAUUGUCAGAAUGCA
Messenger RNA from Oncorhynchus masou masou (cherry salmon), 2983 nucleotides. It is a transcript of the gene lnpka, whose product is annotated as limb and neural patterns a. Bases 873 to 2111 code for a protein of 412 amino acids. The record is from RefSeq and is a predicted model, not a curated record. Gene Ontology annotation, cellular component: endoplasmic reticulum tubular network. Gene Ontology annotation, biological process: endoplasmic reticulum tubular network organization. NCBI's taxonomy places the organism in Eukaryota, Metazoa, Chordata, Actinopteri, Salmoniformes, Salmonidae. The transcript has 13 exons.